This is a messenger RNA of Brienomyrus brachyistius, 1213 nucleotides long. Its product is annotated as trichohyalin-like. The record is from RefSeq and is a predicted model, not a curated record. The coding region runs from base 72 to 1136 and encodes 354 amino acids. The transcript is spliced from 2 exons. Lineage: Eukaryota; Metazoa; Chordata; Actinopteri; Osteoglossiformes; Mormyridae.
GCUGUAGGCACCAGUAUCAGUUCAAAACAAAUCUGAUUUCGAAUAAGACACAUCUCAUCUCAUCUCUCAAUAUGAAGUGGAUUUUUCUCAAUUGCUUUAGGCCGCCAGCGGUACCAAAGGACGCUGGAGAAGCUAUAAAAGCAAAGGAGGAAAGAAAAAAGGAUAAAGAAGGAAAGAAAAAGAAACCCUGGCUGAAGAAGCUUUUUACAAAAAAAGGGAAAGGAAAAAAGGCAAUGGUGGUGGAGAGCCAGACAGUGGCGAUGGAGGAGGAUAGCCAGACAUUGGCGAUGGAGGAUAGCCAGACAUUGGCGAUGGAGGAUAGCCAGACAUUGGCGAUGGAGGAGGAUAGCCAGACAUUGGCGAUGGAGGAGGAUAGCCAGACAUUGGCGAUGGAGGACAGCCAGACAUUGGCGAUGGAGGACAGCCAGACAGUGGAGGUGGAGGAGGAAAGCCAGACAGUGGAGGUGGAGGAGGAAAGCCAGACAGUGGCAGUGAAGGAGGAGAGCCAGGCAAAGGUGGAGAAGGAGGAGAGCCAGGCAAAGGUGGAGAAGGAGAAGUACAAGGCAAUGGAGGAGGAGGAGAAGUACAAGGCAAUGGAGGAGGAGGAGAAGUACAAGGCAAUGGAGGAGGAGGAGAAGUACAAGGCAAUGGAGGAGGAGGAGAAGUACAAGGCAAUGGAGGAGGAGGAGUACAAGGCAAUGGAGGAGGAGGAGUACAAGGCAAUGGAGGAGGAGGAGUACAAGGCAAUGGAGGAGGAGGAGUACAAGGCAAUGGUGAAGGAGGAGUACAAGGCAAUGGUGGAGGAGGAGUACAAGGCAAUGGUGAAGGAGACAUACAAGGCAAUGGUGAAGGAGGAGUACAAGGCAAUGGAGGAGGAGGAGUACAAGGCAAUGGAGGAGGAGGAGUACAAGGCAAUGGUGGAGGAGGAGUAUAAGGCAAUACUGGAGGAGGAGUACAAGGCAAUGGUGGAGGAGGGGUACAAGACAAUGGUGGAGGAGGAGUACAAGGCAAUGGUGAAGGAGACGUACAAGGCAAUGGUGGAGGAGGAGUACAAGGCAAUGGUGAAGGAGAAGUACAAGGCAAUGGUGGAGGAGUACAAGGCAAUGGUGGAGAAGAGCAAGGCCAGUAGUGGAUGAGACAGUCAGUGUUCUAUGUUCAAUCAGUACUACUUAAAAAUGUAAAUACUUGUAAAUAAAGCAUUAAAAACGAAAAA